AUGAGUGGGCAAACUGAAGUUACAAAUAGGGCAUUGAAAAGAAUACUAGAAAGAUCGGUUGGAAGUAAUAGGAAAGAGUGGUCAGAUAAGCUUGAUGAUGCACUACGGGCAUUUAGAACAGCUUUUAAUACACCUAUUGGCACUACGCCAUCUGAAUUUAGAACUAACUGGUUAAUGCAAUUGAAUGCCUUUGAAGAUCUUAGGAACGAGGCAUACACUAGUUCUUUGAUUUACAAAGAAAAGACCAAGAAGUGGCAUGACAAAAGACUCAAGGGUAAUAAGGACUUUUACGAAGGACAAAAGGUGUUACUUUUUAAUUCAAGGAUAAAACUAUUUCUGGGCAAGCUUAGGACACGGUGGGAUAGUCCAUUUAUAGUAAAGAAAUUUUUUCCACAUGGAGCUAUUGAGCUAAUAUCAAGAGAUGGAACUCCUUUCAAGGUCAAUGGUCAUAGGGUGAAAAAAUAUGAAGAAGGAAUUCCGAGAAAUGAAGAAUUUGAAGAAGGGAUGCUGCUGGAAGGGAUUACAGAGACGUAA
Lactuca sativa (garden lettuce) is the source of this 534-nucleotide messenger RNA. RefSeq lists its product as uncharacterized. Gene Ontology annotation, molecular function: nucleic acid binding. The record is from RefSeq and is a predicted model, not a curated record. NCBI's taxonomy places the organism in Eukaryota, Viridiplantae, Streptophyta, Magnoliopsida, Asterales, Asteraceae.